This is a messenger RNA of Alligator sinensis (Chinese alligator), 1243 nucleotides long. It is a transcript of the gene GJD3, whose product is annotated as gap junction protein delta 3. The coding region runs from base 149 to 1039 and encodes 296 amino acids. Gene Ontology annotation, cellular component: connexin complex. The record is from RefSeq and is a predicted model, not a curated record. The transcript has 2 exons. NCBI's taxonomy places the organism in Eukaryota, Metazoa, Chordata, Crocodylia, Alligatoridae. Gene Ontology annotation, biological process: cell communication.
CAGGGACAGGACAAUGCGAGUGCCCCGAUCAGCCUGAGACCAGCCAGGCACCCAUGAGCAGCCCCUGCACCAGCCCCGGGAAGGUGAGACUGCGCCAGCCUCCAGUGCAGCAGCAGCGGCGGCAGCACCACCAGAGGCACCCCCAGCCAUGGGGGAGUGGGGCUUCCUGAGCUCGCUGCUGGAUACAGUGCAGGAGCACUCGCCCAUGGUGGGGCGCUUCUGGCUGGGGGUGAUGCUGAUCUUCCGCAUCCUGAUCCUGGCCACGGUGGGCGGGGAUGUAUUCGAGGACGAGCAGGAGGAGUUCGUGUGCAACACGCGGCAGCCAGGCUGCAAGCAGGUCUGCUAUGACCGGGCCUUCCCCGUCUCCCACUACCGCUUCCUAGUCUUCCAUGUGGUGGUCCUCUCGGCCCCCGCUGUGCUCUUUGUCAUCUACUCCAUGCACCAGACUGCCAAAAUGGCCAGGACUGGGAAGGGCGGCUCCCAGUGUGGUGCGGGGCCACAGCCCACCCAGCGGCGCCGCCAUAUCCGGGCCGUCUACGUGGCCAAUGUCAUCACACGGAUCCUGGCUGAAGUCAGCUUCCUGCUGGGGCAGUGGCAGCUCUAUGGCUUCGAGGUAGAGACCACAUACGUGUGCCAGCGUGCACCCUGCCCCCACCGUGUGGAUUGCUUUGUGUCCCGGCCCACCGAGAAGACCAUCUUCAUCCACUUUUACUUUGUGGUGGGAAUGGCAUCUGCGGGGCUCAGCCUGGUGGAGCUGGCCCACCUUCUGUACAAGGGCCGGUGCCAGCGACGGGAGUCCGCCAGCCCCUCGAACCCAGCUGGUGCCACUGCUGCCGCCACUGAACAGCAGGACAACUGGUCUAACCAGGCCCAGGAACAGGCCCAGUGCUUCCUGCCCCCUGAGAGUAGGAGCACCCAGGGGUCACCCUGCAGCAGUGCCCCCGAGCACUACAAGGCUGCAGCCCCGAUCCAGCCCAAAGACCCUAUCCCACGCAGUAAGGCCUCCCCCUCCGUGAGCAGGGAUGAUCUCACCAUCUAGGGCCCAGCUCCCUCCUCGCUCCACGCUCCUGACCUGACUGGCUAGAGGGACAGAGCCAAGCGCCAUCAAGAUGAGCUGUGUCGGUUCUCAGCCCCCAAGGGCCAGGGAUGCUGCUGUUUCAGUCUCUCCACAGUGACCUUCAGACAAAGCAACAAGCACCUGUAGGACCCUGCAGUCUCUACUGCCUGGUAGUGCCCCUGCUGG